AAAUAUUUAUGCUUUGAAUCUCUAACCCGAAGCGGAUAAAUGGCGAGGAGGGGUUUAGUACAGAGGAAGUACACUUCCCGCUGAAGAAGAGAUCCGUUUCGGAGUUCCCCCAACGAAGGAACUCCACUUACUCCCAAAACGAUACAGUCUGGAAUUAGAAGAUCAUGACUUCUUCAGUGCAACAUCUGUCAGAUAACCAGGGAACUGAUGAACAGCAGAAACAGGCUCAUCAUGAGAUUCAACAGCAAGCUCUCCUUGAAAGCAAUGGCCAAAUUGGGGUUGGAACACCUACUGAUUAUCCGAUGCACCAUGGUCACCGUGAAGCAGGACCAGCUGUGGGUCAAUUUGUUUACCCAUUCCAUGAUCCUUACUAUGGAGGCAUCUUUGCUGCUUAUAGUGCACAAACUGCGAUCCAUCCGCCAUUGAUGGGUAUGCAGCAUCCUGGAUUGCCACUCCCUACUGACGAAGAACCAGUCUUUGUGAAUGCGAAGCAAUAUCAUGGUAUAUUAAGACGGCGGCAAUCUCGAGCUAAAGCUGAGUCGGAAAAUAAAUUGAUCAAAGGCCGUAAGCCUUAUCUACAUGAAUCUCGCCACAGGCAUGCCUUAAAAAGAGCUCGGGGAUCCGGUGGUAGAUUUGUUAAUACAAAAUUGGAAGAAAACGAAAACAACCUCAAUUCCCAAUCUCACCAGCAGAAACAGAAUGAGGUCUCUGCCAUUUUCGCUCAAGAGAAGCGGGAAGCUUCUGAUGGUAAAGCUGGGUCUCCUUGUGCGGAAGCCAAAUGCUGUAAAAUAUAAGGUUUUUCAUAGGAAGUCAGGUUUUACUUAAGAGGUAAAACAAUUCAAGAUUUGUGGAGUUUGAAGUAGAAGUUUCGUGCCUUCGCUGUUCUCGGACGAUUGAAAUUAGAAUGUUCAGUUACUUCUGGGAAAUGUUUCAGACUGACUUGUAAGAAUUAGGAUGGACUCUGUAAUCUUUUAGAUUUUCUGUAGUGUGUUCAAUAAACUGAAAUUAUACAGUAGAUCAAUCAUGAGAACCUCAAAACCAUGAUAAACAACUUCCAUGAUCGAACCUGCUUAGUGGUUGUUUGGUCGUU
Messenger RNA from Ananas comosus (pineapple), 1090 nucleotides. Its product is annotated as nuclear transcription factor Y subunit A-7-like. NCBI's taxonomy places the organism in Eukaryota, Viridiplantae, Streptophyta, Magnoliopsida, Poales, Bromeliaceae. Gene Ontology annotation, molecular function: DNA-binding transcription factor activity, RNA polymerase II-specific; RNA polymerase II cis-regulatory region sequence-specific DNA binding. Gene Ontology annotation, biological process: regulation of transcription by RNA polymerase II. Gene Ontology annotation, cellular component: CCAAT-binding factor complex. The record is from RefSeq and is a predicted model, not a curated record. The transcript has 6 exons. Bases 165 to 794 code for a protein of 209 amino acids.